GGGAAGCGUUCAGGGUGCAAUAAUCAGGGUUCAAACUUCUCCGCAGCCGGCGUCAUAAGAGUCGCAUUGGUGUGUGCAUGCGUGCAUUGAUUGACAACGCCAUGCCUGUUUUGGGUGUAUCGAUGAAAGGAAUCUUUCCUGUACGUGGCCAUCGCACCAAUCAUAACACUGUCGUCUGCAGUCCAGGGACAGUUGUUGUGCGCUCUCACGUUGUGGAUCUCGUCACGAUUCGACAGGGUGGGUGCGUAGUGCCGGGAGGAUCCUUUUUGAUGUGCGGCUCAACCAACGGCGAGAGGGUCCAGAGAGGCGCUCGCAGAAUGCAUGGACUGGUGACGCAGGGUCUCCGCUGUAGUCCUGCCCUUGGACGUAGCCUUCCUCGGUUUCAUAUCGCUACAAAGCAACGUUGUGUCCUGCCAGGAGUUAUCUGAUUUCUUCCUCACAAACAACUCACAGUAUCGACAUUCCACGUAUACAAACAACAACAAAACAACAACAACAACUACACACGCAUAUCACACCCAACCACCCAACCAUCACACCUCCAACAACAAUGUCCUCAACAAACUACCAAACCCACGGCUUCGUCGACCCUGCCCAAGCAGAAGACCACUUCUCUCAACAAUUCGACAUGUCCAACCCUGAACACGCCCGCACAUCCUAUCAAAGACUCAUGCACCAACACACCAAAAUGCAAUUCGAAACUGCCACGGCUUCUUCUCGACGAAGAUCUCCCAACCCCUCGAGUGGGUCGAAUGAUAUGGCUUCGCUUUCGACUGAGUCGAGUCGCGGGUCAGUGGGUUCGAUGGGUUAGAUCGCUGGUUUUCGUCGUUUGACGCAACCGAAAGGAAAGAUGAUGAUGUUUACGUUGUUUUUUGAUUUUGAGUGAUUUGGCGAGCGGGUUUUUGUAUGAUCAUGGGGGCGGAGUAUCCCCGGCUGGGUUGGAUUGGCGUUCUAUCGAUUAUCGUGCAGAGCUGCGCGAGGUUUUCUGGGAGUUUGAUGACUCUUGUUCUUCUUUUGUGUCUGUGUGGAGGAAUCACAGGACUUCAAUCAGAUUAUGACAGAAGACAUUUUUAUUAUCAGAGGAGCUUUAUACCUGAC
Molecule: messenger RNA, 1098 nt
Organism: Sphaerulina musiva SO2202
Lineage: Eukaryota; Fungi; Ascomycota; Dothideomycetes; Mycosphaerellales; Mycosphaerellaceae
Exons: 2
Coding region: 551-811 (86 amino acids)
Source: RefSeq, a predicted model, not a curated record